GUUUCAGAGCUCCAGUACAAAAGAGUCAAGAGAUCGACAUGCAAGCUGUGGCCCUGCUCCCACUGACAAUGAUGUGGUUACUUUGGAUACCCGAAAUAUCAGCAGCGGCGUUGGAGGAGCAACUAGAGUUACAACGCAAUCCCCGCGUAGUUGGCGGGCAUCCCAGCGAUGUGCAAAAUCAGCCGUAUAUGGUGAAUAUCCGUCGACGUGGCAACUUCGAGUGCGGCGGCUCCCUUAUCACGCCGCACUGCGUCCUCACAGCUGCCCAUUGCCUGAAGAAUGGGCCGCCUUCCGAUUUUGUGGUUCGCGGUGGAGUCACCUAUCUGAGCGACAUGAGCAAUGCCCGCUUUGUACGAAAGGUACUUCUACCCUCAGCCUACAGUCGCACCACCUUGGACCAUGAUGUGGCCAUUCUGCAGCUCCAGCAGCCACUCCAGGCUCCCAUAGCUCGACCUAUAGGAUUGGCUUUGAGCUCACCGCGUCCAGGGUCUUUUGUAAGGGUCUCCGGCUGGGGUUUGACCGACUCUAGAUCCACGACGCUGCCCGAACAGCUGCAUAGCGUCCAUGUGAAGGUGAUGCCGCAGCGGGAAUGCCGGAAUUUGUACCGUGGCUAUCGGAACAUCACCGCCACCAUGUUUUGUGCCUCGGUACCGGGCCUAAGGGAUGCAUGUGCCGCCGACUCAGGAGGACCCGUGGUCAACUCGCUUGGCUUCCUUGUGGGCGUGGUGUCCUGGGGCAGGGCUCAUCGUUGUGCGGCAGCAAAUAGUCCCGGGGUUUACUCCGAUGUGAGCUACCUGUCCGACUGGAUACUUGAUAACAUGCACAGGCACUGCUAG
Drosophila kikkawai is the source of this 836-nucleotide messenger RNA. RefSeq names its product trypsin beta. Lineage: Eukaryota; Metazoa; Arthropoda; Insecta; Diptera; Drosophilidae. Gene Ontology annotation, molecular function: serine-type endopeptidase activity. The record is from RefSeq and is a predicted model, not a curated record. Gene Ontology annotation, biological process: proteolysis.